UCUUACAGUGCUUUGAGAGAGAGAAUGGUUAGAAGACAGGACACUGUCACACAAAAGCUGGCUGCCGUUGAUGGGUCUAUGAAGGUAAGUUUAUACACCACACAUUUUAAUACCAAGCGUGAUGCUCUAUACCUGAUUAGAAAUACUAUACUAGCCGGGCAAUUU
Aspergillus vadensis CBS 113365 is the source of this 165-nucleotide messenger RNA. RefSeq lists its product as uncharacterized. The transcript has a single exon. The record is from RefSeq and is a predicted model, not a curated record. The annotation marks the transcript as partial. NCBI's taxonomy places the organism in Eukaryota, Fungi, Ascomycota, Eurotiomycetes, Eurotiales, Aspergillaceae.